GAGAACGCGCCCCCCUCCCUGCUCCCGCCGGCAAGCCGCCUGGCCGAGCUCCGGUAGGUCCCGCGGCCGCCUGUGUGAGCCCACAGAAAGGGGCGGGGCUUGGCGAGAGGCCAGCCAGCCGGAGAGAACCGUCUCACCAGAAUACAGUAGAGACUUUUUGGGACGCCCGAGGUCGCCCGGAAUUGGAGGGAGCAGAGAAAGUAGGGAAGCCCCCUGAAGAAGUUGGGGGAGCGCGCGCGCGCGCCCCGCCUCGGGUUAGCCUCCUUAUCUGAGGGUCUCUCGGUCUUGUCCGGCAAAGUAGUAACCACAGAGUCCCCGAGGAUGGAUAAAUACAAAGCUCUGGAACAACUGCUGACAGAACUAGAAGAUUUUCUGAAGAUAUUGGAUAAAGAGAACCUUAGCAGCACGGCUGUAGUGAAAAAGAGCUUUCUUGCUGACCUCCUUCGCCUGUGCACAAAAUCAAGCGGUGGUGAUGAGGAAUACAUUUACAUGAACAAAGUCACCAUCAGUAAACAACAUGGUGAGUUAGAGAAAGCAGACAAAGGUCCCAAAGAUGCCUUGACCAAUGGGGAAGUGGAACAGCACUUGUCUCCUCCUCAGAAGAGUCUGCCAGACCUUCCUCCUUCAAAAAUUAUGCCAGAAACAAAGCCACUUUCAGGAUCCAAAAUGGAAUCACCAGAAGGAUAUUAUGAGGAAGCUGAGCCUUAUGGCAUUUCUGUUAAUGGUCUUUAUGGUAGACUUGCAGCUUCUGGAUCCAGACCAGGGUUGCAGGUUACUGAGGGAGUAAUAUAUGCCACAAUAACUAUGGAUGAUGAAGCAGUCAGCAGCUCCUAUGAAUCCUAUGAUGAGGAAGAGAGCAGUAAAGGCAAGUCAGCUCCUCACCAGUGGCCUUCUCCUGAAGCCUCCAUUGAACUCAUGAAAGAUGCCCGGAUUUGUGCUUUCCUCUGGCGGAAGAAGUGGCUGGGCCAGUGGGCCAAGCAGCUGUGUGUGAUUAAGGACAGCAGGUUGUUGUGCUACAAGACUUCCAAGGACCACAGUCCCCAGUUGGAUGUUAAUCUGGUGGGCUGCAGUGUCAUCCACAAAGAGAAGAAUGUGAGGAAGCAGGAACAUAAACUAAAGAUCAUCCCACUGAAUGCAGAUGUCAUUGUGCUGGGCUUGCAGAGUAAGGACCAGGCAGAACAGUGGCUCAGAGUAAUCCAGGAAACGAGUGGUGUGUACCCAGAUGGGCUGUGUGAAGGAAACCAGUAUGUUCCAGAUUCUCAGCGGCUCAGUUAUCCGAAAGCGGAGCCAUCUGAGAGAUACGUGGUAGCAUCAGAAAGUGGAAGCAGUACUGAUAGUCACAUGGAACUAACAGAAACUAAAGAUGCUAAGAAGAAAGGCACAUCUGGUUUAAAGCUGAGCAACCUGAUGAAUCUUGGGAGAAAGAAAUCUGCCUCACUCGACAGUCCUGAGAGAUCUUUGGAAACUUGUACAUACCUGAAUGUACUAGUCAAUAGCCAGUGGAGAUCCCGGUGGUGCUAUGUGAAAGAUGGGCAGCUCCAUUUCUAUCAGGAUAAGAACAGAAGCAAAACUGCUCAGCAGCCUCUGAACUUGUUGGGCUGUGAAGUUGUCCCAGACCCAAGUCCUGACCAUCUCUACUCGUUCCGUAUCCUGCAGAACGGCGAAGAACGGGCCAUGCUGGAGGCUAAGUCUGGUGAAGAAAUGGGUCACUGGCUUGGCCUCCUUCUGUCAGAAUCUGGCUCCAGAACAGACCCUGAAGAACUCACCUAUGAUUACGUUGAUGCUGACAGGGUUUCCUGCAUUGUCAGUGCAGCAAAGAAUUCAUUACUUUUAAUGCAAAGGAAAUUCUCUGAGCCCAACACAUAUAUCGACAAUUUGCCAAAGGGAAAGGAGGAAGAAGAACUUUAUGAUGAUGUGGAUGUUCCAGAUGCAACAAUGGAUGAGGCACCCCAGAAUGAAAGCAAAUGCAAAGGGGAACAGGACAGAGUCUAUCUUGACCUCACACCAAUUGAUUCCUUCCUGCAUUCCGGUGGCAAGACGCAGGAUCAACCGACCCCUUCGGUUUCUCCAUCUUUACAAGAAUCCAUUAGUAAAGGCUCAGCUGACUCUGAGAAUGAUGGACCCAUACUGCAUAAAGAAGGAGAUCUGAACACAAAGUCCUUGGACAUGCUAGACCAGAGGCUUCCAGAUGGAGACGAUCAGCUGCCACCACGGAUAACGACAGUAAAAAUCCAGACUCAGCAACAGCAAAUUGCCUUUCCUCAGAGUGGCCCUGAGAUUAAGACUGCCACUAAAAUUAUAGCUGCCCUUAAAGACAAAACAGACCAUUUCAAGGUGAUCAGUACAGCACCUGUAGAAACCAAACUUGGCAAGAAUCGGACAGAGGCGGAGGUGAAGAGGUACUCAGAGGAAAGAGAUCGCUUGGAGAAGGAAAAAGAAGAAAUCCGCUCUCAGCUGGCACAGCUUCGGAAAGAAAAAAGGGACCUGAAAGAGAUGAUGGCUAAUUGCACAGAUAAGAGACUUUUGUCUACCAUGGAGCAAAACCUGAAGGAAAUAGAAGAGGAGUGCAAGCGGAAGGAAGACCAGCGUGUGGACUUAGAGCUGAGCUUGGUGGAAGUGAAGGAGAACCUCAGGAAAGCAGAAUCUGGUCCUGUUACCCUUGGGACAGCUGUGGACACCACACACCUGGAGAACGCAAGCCCCAAGAUGAAAGCUGCCAACCCUAUGAAUAGCACAGAAAACUCACCUGUCAAUUCAGCAAUGGCAUUAAAAAACCGGCCAUUGUCAAUCAUGGUCACAGCAAAAGGAACAGUUCUACAGAAAGCUAAGGAAUGGGAGAAGAAGGGUGCUAGUUAGGAAACUGCAGUAUCAGAAAUGGACUUGUGACUAGAACUGGCCAUUUAUGAACUACAGCGUUCUAUCGCCAGUAGAGAAACGGUCCAGAUAAGGAGAACCACAGCAAGUAUUAUACUGUGUUCAUGCUGUCUAGAUGAAAUGAUGGACCUGAGCCAUAUCCCAACAUGGCCUUUGUUCAAAUAAGGAUAUUCGCUCCUUUUAGCAGGAUUGCACUGUGUAGCAAAGAGAAUUAACAAGGUGGAGACAUCACUUCUAACUCCACUGAUUUCAUGAAAAUGUUGGCUGUACAUAUGGAUGCUUUUGUGUAUUUCUACUUUGGUGUCACAUUGUCAAGGAUUUCCUCUUAUCGAUAGAGUAUUGUUUCAAGACCGAUGUGUUUAAUGUUGCUUUUUGAUGUACAAUGGAGAUUGUUGUACUGGGGGAGACAAGGUAAAUUCAGAGGUUCAGGUUAGACUUUACCUUCAGAGAAGAACUUACUUCUAACCAAUGAAGAAAACUCAAGAGAAGUUUAUGGGAACCAGGCAAUAAAAUGCUGGUGGAAGGUGCACAUCUCUCUGCUUAAGUCAAAUACUAGUGCUCAUGGAAAAACACAGAACUUUUCUGCAUAAAAUAACUUCCUAGUGUUGUUGAAAAAGGCCGGUGUACUAGAGUGUGAGGAAGUUACUUUUUGGACUAAAACUAAAACUUAACAAACAAACAAACACCCCACAGGCCAAGCUGAUUCUUGGAGCUGUCUUCCCAAAAAUUUCCCAAGCUUUGAGCUGUGCACACACAGCUGUAGAGACAUGUCCCACUGUACACAGGGACACAACCUGAACCUGACAUGGAUGGAUCCUCGCUUUGUGGAUUAGUAUCAAAAGGUCAGCCCACAAAGUUACUUCUUAAAUUGCUACGACUAAACUGAAGGUGGUUUAAAGCACAAUAAAAGAAUAAUGCUUUCUCUUGUGUUUUCCAAAAUGGGUUUAAAACAAUGGUUCCCAUGUGCUUUACUUGCUUGGCAGAGCUUCUGAUUAAUAUGCAUAUUCAGUUGCCUAUCUGAGCAGGUACCUCAUAAUUUUAUAUACUAUAUAGUAUUGAGAAUAAUGAUUAUGUUGUAAGUAUCUUAAAUUUAAGUGAAGAAGCAAAAAGGAAAAGUUUUCCACAGUAUUGUGAAUGCUACUGCACAAACAUUAUUUGAAAGACUGAGAGAAUUUCCUUCUUUAAAUGCAUGGCAUGACUUUGUCCAGAUCAUGAAUUUUAACCUUGAAAUCUGACUAUGCAUAAUCUUCAAGGCAGGCUGUAUAAAAAAGAGAGAAACUACUGUUCAAAAUCCUGUCGCUUGGCAUAAGCCUGAUUAUAAUUUUUGGUCCAUUCCUCCCCAAUAAACUGCCCAUGCUUUGAAUGUUGGAGGCACACACAUGUGGGCUGACGUGGCACACAUGUACCGAAAAUUGUGACUGGGCACUUUGGGAGGAACAGAUGGAAAUUUACAAUUUGGUUUAUGCAAAGCAACAGGAUUUCAGUCAGUAUGCAAUAGGAGAGCCAGGGUUGUGUAGUGGAUAGAGUUUGGACCUGGAUUCAGGUUGUUGCUUGAACAUGAAAACUCAGUAGGAUAUGUGUGGCAAUAAAUGUAUCAAAAACCUUGAGAACCCUGUAAGGGUCACCAUAAGUAAGUUGGAAGUGAUUUGGUAGCAUUUAAGGACAAACAAUAUUAAAUUAUCCCCUCUUUCUCUUUACUAAUAUCAGAGUGUUGCACAAUUUAAAAUUACGGAUGCAUAUGAAAUAUAGGUAAAAAUUAAAAACAAAUUAAUGUUAAAAAUUGUCAUUUGUGGCCCUAAAAGGACCAUUGGGUCAUUUUGCUCAUCAGAAAGUUUGCGCUGCAACACUUCUGGAAUUGAAGAAUUAGCCAGCUGUAUGCUGUUGCCUGCAUACAGUGGAAGACAGGAGGGCCUGGCAUGCUCUGGUCCAUGGGGGUCACAAAGAGUCGGACACAACUUAACGACUAAACGACAACAACAAUGCUGUUGCCCAAGGGAACACCUGAAUGUACUCACAAUGCUUUCCACUCUUUAGGUAGGCUCUUUCUAUGUCACCCAAAUGGUGCUGUUAUCAUAGUAAAUGGCACAAAGACUGUAGAUGGGCUUGACACUUGUACUAUCCAAGGACAAUUCUAGACAAUCAUUUCCUGAUGCACUAAAUGAGCACACACAUUACUCCUUGCAAGAUCUGUAAACAUCUAUGUCACAGCUAGCAAGUCUACUGUGUGGAAGUGCCAUUUUUUUCUCAGCAACAAAAGACUAAUUUUUCACAGGGAAAAUGCUGUUGCUUUUCUGUCUAGUGCAUGCAUCUGACAUCAGAGCUUGAAAAGUUUACCUUUUUGGAUUACAGUACACUCUUGAGAUAAUCUGACCAAUGGUUAUGCUGAUGGGGCACUUUUGCAAGUUGUAGUAUUUAAAACGUAUGUUUCAAAGCAAGGCUUGGGAUAUGACCCACUGAUUUGAUACCAAGUCAAAAUGAGCCUAAGAAGGAGGUCCAUCAUGGCUAGAUAAGGUCAGGUGGGAAGAUGUCCGCUAGGAGUCUUUAGAGUACAGUGGUUCUUCCGAGGGGCAGACUCACCUCCUGUGGUGUUUGUACUGAGUCAGAACAGGUUCUUACAUCUUCAUGCAAAAGUUUAUCUAAGCUAAACACCACCUAUGUCACAUAUUAAUGCAUUAAUUGAACCAGCUUCUUAUAUACAGUGCUAGUGCAAAGAGCUCACAGGUUGCAGGGUCUCUGAAAGAAGGAAUCUGUGUACUGCUUACCACUAGUUUUAUUAGUCUGGCAGUAUAGCACUCAUAUUUGUUGCUUCCAAUUGGUAAACGUCUUCACCCAAAGGGUAUUGGGCCAGGGUAUAUGAUACUCCUGCCCCUUUAACGUGCUUUGUGAUGUCUCUGUCCCCUUCUGACAUUAUUGGUGCUGCAAAAGUGUAAAAAUUUGGGCAUUAAGACAGGGAGAAGACGUUGACAAAGCCUUGGUAAUCUGGUGCCCUGACUCCUGGAAGCACCAGCGGGAAAGGUACCAGCAGUGUAGCAGUUGACUCUUUUAUCCCUGUGUCCAUGCCACACAAUCCUGUGUCUUCACUGAAGUACCAGAACUCAUUGUACUAUACCUUUCUGUGUUGUAACACAGAAAUUCAGUAUACAAGCAGAUGAUUUCAGAUCCAAAGGGUUCAUUUGAAUAACCAUAUAAUUAUUCUAUUAUUGUGCUUCUUGUUAUUAAAAAAAAAUCUGUUUGUUGUCCGUGUGUCUUUUC
Molecule: messenger RNA, 6126 nt
Organism: Pogona vitticeps (central bearded dragon)
Lineage: Eukaryota; Metazoa; Chordata; Lepidosauria; Squamata; Agamidae
Gene: AFAP1L2
Product: actin filament associated protein 1 like 2
Biological process (GO): regulation of mitotic cell cycle; regulation of interleukin-6 production; inflammatory response
Cellular component (GO): cytosol
Molecular function (GO): SH3 domain binding; SH2 domain binding
Source: RefSeq, a predicted model, not a curated record